AUGUGUGUAUGCAAGAAGAAAAGAAAGGGAAAGGGGUUUGCAGACGAUCAUGUUUAUCCUUCACCAACUGUACGCAAUAUGAAAUUGAGUAUACAAAGCAGAGCAGCGAGAACCAUUUGUCCUAGUCCUAAAUUUGAACAAAGUAAGGAAGAACGUAUGGUUAUGACUAUUGGAGAAAUUAUACAAGAACUAUUGAAAGCACACGAUGAAAACAGAGAUAUUGAUUUAAAUAAACUAAAAACACGAAUUGCUUCUAAAUAUGGCUUGGAAACUUCACCAAGAUUGGUUGAUAUUAUAGCAGCUGUUCCUAUUGAUGCAAGAAAUAUAUUAAUACCAAAAUUAAAAGCAAAACCUAUUAGAACAGCCAGUGGGAUUGCUGUUGUGGCUGUAAUGUGUAAACCUCAUAGAUGUCCUCACAUUAAUAUGACAGGAAAUAUUUGUAUAUAUUGUCCUGGUGGACCUGACUCUGAUUUUGAAUACUCUACGCAGUCUUAUACUGGACAUAGUGUAGAUAAAAUUGAAUUUAUUGUUAUGGGAGGUACUUUCAUGUCUCUGCCAGAGGAUUACAGAGAUUACUUUAUUCGAAACUUACACGAUGCUCUCUCUGGUCAUGUAAGCAAUGAUGUUGAUGAAGCAGUCAAAUUUUCUGAACGAAGUCGCACAAAAUGUAUUGGUAUCACUAUAGAAACACGUCCCGAUUAUUGCCUUAAAAAACAUCUUUCCGAUAUGUUACGUUACGGGUGUACUCGUUUAGAGAUUGGAGUUCAAUCUGUAUAUGAAGACAUAGCACGAGAUACAAACAGAGGACACACAGUUCGUGCAAUAUGCGAGAGUUUUCAAUUAUCGAAAGAUGCUGGUUUUAAAGUGAUAGCGCAUAUGAUGCCAGAUUUACCAAAUGUCGAUAUUGAAAGGGAUAUUAAUCAAUUCAUUGAAUUCUUUGAAAACCCUGAUUUCAGAGUAGAUGGUCUGAAGAUUUAUCCAACAUUAGUUAUUCGUGGUACAGGCUUAUAUGAAUUAUGGAAAACUGGAAGAUACAAAAGCUAUCCACCGAGCGUUUUAAUAGAUCUUAUAGCUCGAAUUUUGGCUCUAAUACCGCCUUGGACUCGUGUGUAUCGUGUACAAAGAGAUAUACCUAUGCCUUUAGUCAGCUCGGGCGUAGAGCAUGGAAAUUUACGCGAAUUGGCACUGGCAAGAAUGAAAGAUUUAGGAAUGGAUUGUCGCGAUGUUAGAACUCGAGAAGUUGGCAUUCAAGAAAUACAUCAUAAAGUAAAACCUUAUGAAGUAGAACUUAUACGUCGUGAUUACGUUGCCAAUGGUGGGUGGGAAACAUUUUUGUCUUACGAAGAUCCCACACAAGAUAUUUUAGUUGGUUUGUUGAGGUUAAGAAAAUGUUCAAACGAUACAUUUAGACCAGAACUUAAAGACAAAUGUUCAAUAGUAAGAGAACUUCAUGUAUAUGGUAGUGUCGUUCCAAUAAACGCGCGUGAUCCUACAAAAUUUCAACAUCAAGGAUUCGGAAUGUUACUAAUGGAAGAAGCUGAACGAAUAGCAAGGGAAGAGCAUGGAUCUCACAAAAUUGCUGUUAUAUCAGCAACGUGCAGGUGGAAAGUGAUGCACCGAGUUCGACGACCUCUAGUGUCAUAACACGCCAAUUACGUCACUAUUCGAAAUAUCACCAAAGACCUGUAAGAAUUGUAAAAUAUAGACCGACAACAAAAUGAAAGGACCUUUCAUGGUUCAUUGGCACACGUUGGUAUUCUUAUUGCAUUCCAAUGGCAGAGUAGCUCCGGAUACUGUUACUGUGGCUACUAGCAGCUAA
This is a messenger RNA of Heterotrigona itama, 1819 nucleotides long. NCBI's taxonomy places the organism in Eukaryota, Metazoa, Arthropoda, Insecta, Hymenoptera, Apidae. The record is from the annotation of a GenBank genome assembly.